Messenger RNA from Symbiodinium sp. CCMP2456, 1278 nucleotides. NCBI's taxonomy places the organism in Eukaryota, Dinophyceae, Suessiales, Symbiodiniaceae. The record is from the annotation of a GenBank genome assembly.
AUGCACACCUUCGCACUACAGGACAUCGGGCAGGUUCGCUGGUCGCACGACGCCGUCUACGACCAUUUCAAGGAUGGCACGAGCGUCUUUGAGACCGUCGUGGAGCUGCUGAGUGGGAAGCUGAAGCUUCUGGACCUGCCGCCUCUGCAGUUGGUGAAGAAAGGCGGGCAGUAUUACUCUCUGUCGAAUCGCCGUCUCUACGCCAUCAGGCAGUAUGCGCAGAUCUUGAAGCAGUUUGGGCGUCUGCACGAGAAGACAUCGCUGUCGGUGCCCGUGAGCUUCGCGGAGAGCUACUCGGGGGAGGCCUUCACGAGCGUCACGGGGGGCUUGAGGGUGGAGCUUAUCCGGCCGCUGCAGGGGCCCAGUUUCCCCCUGCGCAACGUGGGCCCCCGUAGGCCACCCAGUGCUCGAAGCUUGUCCCGGGACGCCCUGAGCCACUCCAAAGAGAGAAACCGAUCGUUGUCGCGGGGAAGAUGGGUGGAGCCGGAUCCGCAGGGGCGCCGGAGGAUAUCGUUUGGCCAGACGGACUGGCGCUUCAUUUUAACCGAGUGCGACGAGCCCAGUGGGGUCCGAGAGCGGAGGCCAAGUCCAGCUCCCAGGACUCGCAUGGGGCACCCGGAGCAGCCGAAGGAGUCACCGGCACAGCCAACCGUCAAGGAGACACCGGCACAGCCAAAAGCGACGCCAAAAGCAAAGGAGACACCCAUACAGACGAACGCGAAGGAGACACCGGCACAGCAGCCAAAAGUGAAGGAGACACCGGCAGAACCCAAGGCCCUGCCCGAGGAAGAGUCCCAGAGCAAGGCGAAGAAGGCGAAGAAGAACAAAUCCAAGGAUCCGUCCCUGCCAACCUCCACCGAAGAAGUGCUUUCGGCUGCACGGCAGACGAAGAUGGACGCAGCCUCAGAGAAGGGCAAAGAAGCCACUCCCUUGACCUCGGAAGGUUACCCGACGCUCCCAAGCUGCAAGAGGACGAAGACAGAGACGGAGGUCGGAGAGCUCGUGCUGCUGUGCUUGGGCUUACAGAGGGCCGUGCCGAAACCACGGCAAGCAGUUCCACGACCGGAGAUUCGCGACUUACUGGCGAAGCUGGCGCCCGGCGGGGAGGACUCGAAAGUGCAGUCCUGGUUAGGGGGAAGCGGGUACUCCUUGGGCCACCAGAGCUACUACGAGAAGCUCUUGCCCUCCUUGCGACAGCUGGUGGAGCGACUCACCACGCAGCUUGCGGAUACCCAGCGGGUGGGGUGUCAGCAGUGGGAGGAUUCAGCUGAUGCACCG